Anolis sagrei ordinatus is the source of this 13394-nucleotide messenger RNA. Lineage: Eukaryota; Metazoa; Chordata; Lepidosauria; Squamata; Anolidae. The record is from RefSeq and is a predicted model, not a curated record.
AAAUAAAUAAAUAAAAUUGAAUGGGAAAUAAUAUUUUCUCUUUUAAUUUGUGUAUUAUAUGUAAAUGGGUGAAAGUUAUGCAAGCAGAAUUAGAUUUUCACCCUUUUGUAGAUAUGAGAAGAGGAUGUGGAGGAGGACACUUUUGAAGUGUUCUAUGCAAAAGGUAUUUGACUGCCAACAAUCAGGAUAAUCUCUUAACUCGUGUAUUUCUGUUUGCAAAGAAAGGCACCAAAUCAAAGGACUAUAUGGUUACUUUGCUCUUGUUAUUUGGAACUAUGUCCCUUUUUAAUUUAAGUAAGAAAUAGUAACUCAAUUUUAUUUUUAUAAUACACAAUUGUAGCAUUUGUGUGAUUUUCCCUGUCCUGAGUAUGAAUUAUCCUGCAUACAGAUACUGAUUCUUAUGUUCUUUUGAAAAACACAACAGGCAUUUAACAAGUCUUUGAGCUGUACAGGCAUCAGAAAUUACUUGGACACCAUGGGAACACUGAUAAAAAGCAGUGUUCAGUUAUAGUAUGUCACAGGCUACUUCGAGCAGCAGUUACAUAUAUUUAUUUUCUGAUGCAGCUCAAGAAGAAAUUGAAGUGCAACCCGUUUCUUCACAGUUAAGUUGCCACAGAAGAACAUGUAUGAAAUUUCAAGCAGGGUACGAUCACAAGUUUGUCAGGGAAAAGUCUCCUCCCUCUUAUGAUAAAACUGAGCCCAUUAUUGAUGAUGUAAUAUCACAUAUUUUGAGACUGAGAGACAAACUUGGAUGGGAGACAUCAUUACCAAGAUGUGGAUUUAUAGCUGACGCAGAUGGUAGAACUGAUAAGCAGAAGAUUAUAUUGCCGAGUGUUUCAUUACAGAAAGAUGAUGGAGAGUAUGUGUACUGUCUUAUAAGAAGCAGGGAUGAUCCUAAAGCAGCCUACGAUCCUUAUGACCUUCAAGUAGUUUCGGCAAAUUUGGCUAGACAAUUUAAAGAAUAUUGGACUAUUACAGCUUCAUAUGUUUCUAAGGUAAUAUAAAUUCUUUUCCAGUUUACCUUGGUGUGUGGAGAAGAAAAAAUGGAAAUAAGGCCAGUAAUAGAGUGGUUAUAUGAAAGACAACUUUAUUAUGCCUUACGUAGUAUUAAGAUAUGUUUUAACUUCAGAAUGGUGAUAUACAAACAACUGUUUUUUGUUGAUGAGAUAUUGCAAAGAUGCUUGCUUUAUAUCCAAGCGUUGUGCGUGGAUGUGAGUAGCCCUAAGAGAAAUAAAUCUUCAGAGGAUCUAGCUAUUCAUUUUUUAAAGGUAGACACUUCCCACACUUACUCUUUGAAUGAAUUUUGUGAGAAACAAUAUCAACAGAGUCAACAAGCACUUUCUCUAGUACAAACUUUUAAAGACAAAGUAAUCAAAGUAAUUCAGAGCUCUUUCUUAAAGGUGGCUGAAAUGAAAGGAGCAGAAAAGCUUUUUCAACAUUUUCCAGAUGAUGUCACAGAAAAUUCAAAACACUUUGAAAAGGCUGAAUGGCGAUAUAUUAUGGAGAGGUUUUCUAGAUUUCUUCAGCUUGUUGAUAGAAUCUUUCAAGAACUACUUCGCAGAUUGGUUCACAAUGCUAUUGAUCAUCUUUUGGAAAUAUUCAAAGGUUCCAGUAUGACGGUUGCUCCAAAAGAGAAGACAAAUGAGAAGCUUAUAAGUUCUCCAGAAUUCUCUACAGGUGUAUAUCUAACUCCCAACAGAAGAGAGUUUUCAGUAGAGUUGCAAGGAAUUUUGGAUGGACUGGAAAAUGCUAUUGAUCAGAUUGUGCCAUUUUCUCAAGACCCUCAACUAUCAAUCUUUGUUGAUCAGUCUUUAAAUAAAGGAAUGCAGUCAUAUGAGACUUACACUGAUUCUGAACCAGAAGAUUAUGUAACAACAUGGCCACAUUGUGAUCUCAUUCUGGGAACAGAUCCAGAUUAUGAAAACAAAGUUCUGAGCCUUCUGUCUCUUCAGAGUUGUUCACUGGGCCAAGUUGAAUGUUACAGCAGAAAUUAUAUGGAAUUUUGCAGUAUGGUAGAUAAAGCAAAAACUACAAGUGAGAAGAUAUCGCUAAAAAGAGAGUUGUCUACAGAUGAGUUCAGAACCAUUUUGGAAAACUAUACAAUUGAUAUCAAGGAGAUUGUGUGCAUGAUAGUUGAAAGACGGAUAUCUAUGUUUCAUGUCAAAAGCUCUAACUAUCAGAUGGAUUGUCUGCCAUAUUUUGAGGUUCUGCUUAAUAAAAUUCAUGUUUCCUUCUAUGCAGCUAUGGAAGCAAAGAAUAUACAUCUUGUAGAAGUCACCAGAACAGCACUUGCAAAGCUGAGCAAAGAACUGACAACAGUGGAUGGAUUUAUUGAGCACCUGCAAUACCUCCAAGAAAUUACCGCAAAUCUACCCAAAAUUAACAUGCAGUAUAAUAGUCUUUCUGAGCUCUACUUUAUUGCCAAAGACUAUGACAUUUUUCUUCCACUUCAGCAACUAGCUCUGUAUCAGACCAUUGUGCGUACACUCCAGAAUCUUCAAUCAACUGUUCUCAUUUGUGAAAAAAUGAAAGAUGAUUAUAUUAUAAAAUUCAGUGAAGGCUUGGGAGAAUAUAUUGACAAUCUGCAGGCAGAAAUGAGGGAAUAUAAGAACAAAGUGAGAAACCCUGUCCUCCUCCUCAGUGAAACAUUGCCUAAAACAGCAAAAGAGAUGAUUGAAAGCCUCAUUGAAGAAGCAGCAGUAAUUAGUGAAAAAAUUAUAAAUUAUUCAAAUUACCAGACUGUUUUUGACAGUUCUGUUAGUGGCAUGAAAUCACUGUCAUUGGAAAAAAUGUCGCAUGCUGAUCAUUCUGGAAAUUCUCAGAAGGUGAAUGCUGAACUUGCUGAAAUUGAAGGCGAACUUGCAUUGCGCAAAUUGUUGUGGGAUUCUCAUGAAGAGUGGACCAAGCUUUUCUAUAGAUGGAAACACACCAUUUUUUGGAAUCUUGAUGUUGAUUUAAUUCAAAAAGAUGUUAACAGGUUCAUUCAGAUCAUAAUAAUUCUUGAAAAAGGUUUGCCAGAAAAUACAAUUUUACCAGCUCUGAAGACUUCAUUGAUGGAUUUUAAGGAAUUCUUGCCUAUCAUUAUAUCUUUACGAAAUCCUUGUCUACAGCCAAGACACUGGGAAAUGAUACAGAACAUUGUUGGACAGUCAUUUUCUGGUGAUAAAAGGAUUACCUUGGAAAAGAUUUUUGAACUUAAUAUGUUUCAGUAUAAAAAUGAAAUUAAUGAAGUCUCUAUAACAGCUACGAAUGAAACAACUCUUGAAAUGAUGCUGAAAAAGAUAAUGGACCUAUGGCACAAAACUGAUUUUCAUUUAUCGCCAUAUCAUACUGAAACAUCAUCUACAUUAAUUAUUUCAUCUGCUGAAGACUUAAUUGCUCUGUUGGAAGAUUCUCAAGUGACAAUUUCAACAAUUAAAGGUUCUUGUUUUGUUGGACCUAUUAAGACUCUUGUAGAUAUUUGGGGUCGUAAGUUAAACCUCUUUUCUUGUACUUUGGAAGAAUGGCUGACGUGUCAGAGGAAUUGGAUUUACCUUGAGCCUAUUUUUCAUGCUCCAGAAAUCAAAAGACAGCUUCCAGGAGAAGCAGGUCUUUUCUCCCAAGUUGAUAAUAAAUGGAAGGAAAUCAUGAAACGUACAGAAGAACGUCCAAAUGCGCUCAGGGCCACUACAGCUCCGGGAGUUCUUGAAAUGAUGCAGAGCAACAAUGCAUGCCUGGAAAAAAUUCAGAAAGCACUUGAGGACCACCUUGAAGUUAAACGUAUGAUUUUUCCAAGAUUUUAUUUUCUCAGCAAUGCAGAACUUCUUGAUAUAUUAGCUGAAAGUAAAAAUCCUGAUGCUGUGCAGCCUCAUCUUGUGAAAUGUUUUGCAAAUAUAAGAAAAAUAUAUAUACGCCCACAAGAACAGAGACCCCCAGUGAUUCUAAUGAUUAGAUCUGCUGAAGGAGAAAUGCUUCUAUUGCCAAAGAGUAUUCGUAUUAGAGGUCCUGCUGAACAGUGGCUAGGAAAUGUUGAGAGUACUAUGUAUGAUAUGGUGCAAAAGUUUAUAGCAGUUGGCAUUGCAGAAUGGGAUCAAAUGGAAUUUAAAGAAUGGUUUUUCACACAUCCAGGACAGGUGGUACUACUAGUGAGUCAAAUCAUGUUUACUCAAGAAUGUGAAGUGUGUUUGCUAAGUUCUAAUCCAAAACAGGAGAUGAUAUCAGGUCGUAAUGAUCUAAUCAACCUUAUAGAGCAACUUGCAGAAAUAGCUUCAGAUGUUCUUCCCUACCACAAAGAAAGCACAUUGGAGGCAUUGGUUACUUUGUUCAUCCACUGUAGAGAGAUAUUAACUACAUUGUUGGAUCAUGACAUUUGUAAUCUUGAAGAUUUUGAAUGGAAAAGGCAGUUGCAUUAUGAAUGGCAUACCACUUACCCAUGUAGGGUUAUUCAAGGUUAUGCCUCCUUUGAAUAUGGUUAUGAAUACCUGGGCUGCUCUCCACGUUUGGUUAUUACCCCUCUCACAGAUCGGUGUUGGUUAACUGUGACUACAGCUCUACAACUGAAUUUAGGAGGUUGUCUUGCUGGUCCAGCUGGUACAGGAAAAACAGAAACUGUUAAAGAUCUAGCAAAAGCAUUAGGGAAACUCUGUCUUUCCUUUAACUGUUCUGAAGGUUUGGAUGAUCAGGUGAUGGUGAAAUUAUUCUGCGGGCUAGUUCAGUCAGGCGCUUGGUGUUGCUUGGAUGAAUUCAACAGGAUUGAUAUAGAAGUACUUUCUGCAGUUGCUUCACAGAUUCAAACAAUCAAGGCAGCUAAAGACAGCUUCACUGUUAGGUUUGUAUUGGAAGGAAAAGAAAUCCGUCUGAAACCAUUUUGUGCAAUCUUUAUUACCUUGAAUCCUGGAUACAAAGGUCGUGUAGAACUCCCAGACAACCUGAAGUCACUAUUUCGUCCUGUGUCUAUGAUGGUACCAGAUUAUGAACUCAUUGCUGAAAUGAUGUUAUUUUCAAAAGGUUUCAAAUCAGCAAAAAUACUUUCAGGGAAGAUAGUAAAUCUUUAUCAUCUUUGUAGCAAGCAGCUAUCACAGCAGGAUCAUUAUGAUUUUGGCAUGAGAGCGAUAAAAACUGUGUUAGUAAGAGCUGGUCAGAAGAGACAAGAAUUAAAAUCCCAGUAAAAAAUGUUUUCUGCAGUGGAGGAAUCUCUCAUUAUAAUCAGUGUGCUGAAAGAAGUUAAUCUACCAAAGUUUCUAGUCGAUGAUGCUUCAUUAUUCGAAGACAUUAUGACAGAUCUCUUCCCAGGGAUGAAAGUUCCAAAAGUAAAUCCAAAACAACUAGAGAGUGCAAUAUCUUUUGCAAUACAGCACUUAUAUUUGCAGUCCUGGGAAAGUCAGAUAGAGAAGGCUAUACAGUUUUACAACCAAAUUAUGACUCGUGUUGGUGUGAUGCUCGUAGGCCCUACAGGUGGAGGAAAGACUACCAUAAGAACAAUUUUAGAGAAGGCUUUAGUAAUCUUACCUUUGAUGGAGAUAGACAGUAGUACAAAAGGCAAAGUAGACACUUUUGUUAUAAACCCAAAAUGUGUAACUCUUGGUGAACUUUUUGGAGAGACAAAUCCCAGCACAAUGGAAUGGUCAGAUGGUCUGCUGUCGUCAGCAGUUAGAAAUGAAAUUAUUACUGAUUGGCAAUGGAUAAUCUUGGAUGGGCCAGUUGAUCCAGUUUGGAUAGAAAAUUUAAAUUCUGUGCUAGAUGAUACCAGAAUGUUAUGUCUUGCUAACAGUGAAAGAAUUUACUUAUCACCAGGAAUUAGAAUGAUAUUUGAGGUGGACAGCCUCUCUCAAGCCAGUCCCGCUACUGUUAGUAGAUGUGCCAUGGUUUAUGUGGACCCCAUUGAUCUAGGAUGGCAGCCAUAUGUCAAGUCAUGGCUGGAAGACUUUUCUGACCUGAUAGCACAAAAUGAUAUUGAAUACCUUGAAAGUUUAUUUCACUCCAGUAUACAAAGAGGGAUAGAAUUUCUAAAUAAAAAUAAGAAAAUGCUAGCUUUCUCUGUACAACAGAUGGGAGUUGUAAUGAAUAUUUGCAGAAUUCUUGGUUCAUUCAUUAACAUAAUUUGGCAAAGUCAAGGAUUACAAUACUGUAAAGAAGGUCCAAAAUGGUUUUGGGAGAAGCAACCUAAUAAACUGAUGGUGUUAUUAGGGAAAUUGUUCAUAUUUGCGUUUACCUGGGCUGUUGGAGGGAUUUUAAGAAGAGAGGAAGAGGAUGAGGGUGAGACUCUAAUUGGUAUAGACACCAGCCAUGAUGAUCUUGCAAAUGUGACACGAGACUUCAAUGACCUUGUUCAUGAGAUAUUUGAAAGUCAACCUCCUGCUAAUAUUCAGAUUCCAUCUGGAGACAAGACUAUUUUUGAUUAUUUUGUGGAUUUGCAAACAGGAGAAUUUGAGCCAUGGGGAAAUUUAGUUCCUAGUACACAGUUGCUUAUUCAAAAAGGGGAUCCAGGGAGUGGGAAGACUACUAUGAUAGAGAAUAUGCUUGGACGACUUCAGAAGCAAGGUGGAUUAAAUAUGAGAAUGGGAACAAUAUUAGGAGAUGUCUUUUAUUAUAGUGAAAGCUUGUUGAAGACUGUAAGCUCCCUCAGAGCAGAUGCAUUUCGUACUCGGAAAACAACGACUACAACUAAAGACUUAGUGAGUCUGACUUCACCAAGAGAAGAACCUGAUCUAGAAAGGCAACCUGUUGAAAGUAUAAGAAGUGCCAUUAUCUCCACACUACAACUGGGAGCCCAUACCAGUGCUGCCCAAACAAAGGCAUGGAUUAUUCAGAAAUUAAUACUAAAAAAUAAAGACAUCUUGGGUGCUCCAAAAUCUAAGCAGGUGCUACUUUUUAUUGAUGAUCUGAAUAUGCCAGUAGCAGAGGAAUAUGGAUCCCAGCCACCACUUGAGCUAAUCCGACAGCUUCUAGAUCUGGGAGGAAUUUAUGACACUCAGCACCUUGAUUGGAAGUAUGUUCAGGAUGUUUCCUUGGUUGCAAGUUGUAUACCUCCCAGUGAAGGAAGUAAUGAGAUUAGUGCCCGUCUUUUGACACAUUUUUGUACAUUCCGUUUGCCUUCAACUUCUUUGCAAUCUUUGCAGCGUAUUUUCCAGGUGCGUCUAGGAGCAUACUUUUUCAACAAAAGAUUCAUGGUUGAAGUUCAGAAAUGCAAGGACUACUUAACAUGUUCCUCUAUUGCUUUGUACUAUAGAAUGUUUAAUAAAAUGCGCCCAACUCCAGCUAAAUGCCAUUAUACUUUUAACCUGAGAGAUCUUUUCAAGCUGCUUCAAGGAUUGCUCCAAGCCCAUCCGUCUGUGAUUGUAUCAAAAGAAACAACGGCAUUGUUUUUUGUGCAUGAAUCAACCCGGGUUUUUCAUGAUCGUCUGAUAGAUUUUGCAGACAAAGAGAUUUUUUACCAGUUUCUUUCAAAUGAGCUCAAUAAUUAUUUUAAAAUUUCAUGGACAAAGGAAAAAAUGAUAGAUGAUUCACCUAUUUUUGUGGAUUUUCUGGAUCCAAAUACACCUGUGGAGAAGAGAAUCUAUAGAAAUGUUACCAGCCAGAAGCGUCUUCUUUUGAUAUUAGAAGAAUCCUACUUGAGAAUGCAGUCUCAAAAGCCUGAGAGUACUGCCAUUGUAUUUUUCAAAGAAGCUGUACAACAUAUAACAAGAGCGGCAAGAAUGUUUCGGCAAGAAGGUGGUCACAUGACAAUUAUUGGUCUGGACGGAAAUGGGAAAGUAACCUGUGCAUCCUUAGCCUGUUGCUUAGCUAACUGCAUCCUCUACAGGUUAUCUAUUACAUGCAAUUACAGCUUUGUAAAUUUUAGAGAAGACCUCAAGACAGUUUAUAAACAAGCAGGUUUGGAAGGCAAGAGGGUAGUUUUUCUCAUCACAGAUUCUGAAAUAAUUCAGGAGGCAUUUUUGGAAGAUCUGAGUUGUAUUUUGAAGUCAGGACAGGUGCCUGACUUAUUUGAAAAGGAUGAGUUGGAUAACAUCAUUACACCACUUACAUCUUCUGCUGAAAAGAGUAAACACUCCAACAAAAUGGAAGAUGUAUAUUCAUUCUUCUUACAGAGGGUACGUAGCAAUCUUCAUGUGGUUUUGACAAUAAGUCCUGCAGGAAUGGUUUUUCGUCAACGUUGCCGGACAUAUCCUGCUAUUAUUAAUUGCUGUACAAUUGACUGGUAUAAAGACUGGCCUGAAGAAGCCCUUUGCCAUGUUGCAAAAAGUUAUUUUCGUUAUAAUGAUGUAUUCGGGAAUGAGAAUUUCAGAAAUGUGCUUGUUGAUGUGUGUGUUUACAUUCAUAAAAAUGUAUCUGUGAUCAUUGAGAAGUAUUUGAAAGAAACUAAAAGACACUACUACGUCACUCCCAAUAGUUACCUGCAAUUCAUAAAAACCUUUUCAACUAUAUUGCAGUCAAUAAAAGAAAAAAUUGUGAAGGACAGAACCUGCUAUUAUUCUGGUCUGACCAAAAUUCUGGAAGCAACCUCACAUAUUACAGACAUGCAAGAGGAAUUGUUUACUCUUGGUCCUCAAAUAGAGAAAAAAUCACAGGAAAUACAGGAACUUGUGGAAAAGCUUCACAAAGAUUCAGGAAUGGUAGAACAAGUUCGAACUAUUGUAAAACAGGAUGAGGAAAACAUGGCUGCAGAAACACGUAUUGUUGAAGAGUAUGCCCAGCAAGCAACAGAAGAGCUCAAUGCUGUAUUGCCUUCCCUGGAUAAAGCCCUUAAUGCUCUUGAUGCGCUUGACAAAGGCCAUAUUGCAGAAAUUAGAGUGUACACUCAUCCUCCCCCACUUGUAUUAACGGUUAUGAAUGCAGUUUGUAUUCUUCUUCAAAAGAAACCUAACUGGUCAUCAGCAAAAUUAUUACUCGCAGACCCUGGAUUCCUUAAGAGGUUGGUUACUCUUGACAAAGAUAAUCUACCAGAAAAGGUGUUUGUGCAGUUAAAACAAUUUGUGAAGUCACCAGACUUCAGCCCAGUAAAAGUGGGACUUGUGUCUGUUGCCUGUUGCUCCAUCUGUCAAUGGAUUUUAGCUUUGGAUCAUUAUCAUAAUGUUCAAAAGUUUGUAGGUCCAAAACAAGCAAAGGUAGCAGAAGCAGAGGAACUACUAAAACGUGCAUAUGAAAAACUGGCUGAAAAACAAAGAAGUUUAGCCUUGAUUGAACAACAUCAGCUAAAUUUAGAAGCAAAGUACGCAGAAGGUAUUGCUGAACAAGAAAGCUUAGCAGCUCGAAAAGAUCAAACAACUUGCCGUUUGUACAGUGCUUCUGUGUUAAGUACGGCUUUGAAAGAUGAGACGGAACGCUGGAAGGAAUCUGUUAAUAACUUUGAUCAAAGACUUCAGGGAAUCAUAGGUGAUGCCCUUGUUUCAGCUGCUUGUAUUGUCUACAGUGGUGUUUUAUCAGCAGGAUAUCGUCAACAGAUAGUGGAUGAGUGUCUCAGACUCUGUCAUGAAAACAGUAUUCCAGUUUCUCCAUAUUACUCACUAAUAAACUGCAUGACAGAAAAAAAUGAGGUCCGUAAGUGGCAAAAUGCUGGUUUGCCACUUGAUCAGUACUCCACAGAAAAUGCUAUAUUUGUUAAGUAUGGACAACGAUGGCCUCUGCUAAUUGAUCCAGAAAGACAAGCUUACAAAUGGAUACGUCAAAUGGCAGGUGGCAAGCUGCAAGAGAUUUCUGCUACAGAUGCCACUUACUUAAGAAAACUUGAGAAUUCUAUGCGUAUUGGUGAAUCAGUCCUGCUGCAGGAUCUUACUGAAACAUUGGAUUCAAGUAUAAAAUCAAUCUUAAAAAAAGAGAUCUUUAAUAAAGGAGGACAAGAUUUCAUCAGAAUCGGCGAUUCCGAAAUUGAAUUCAACAAAAACUUUAGCUUAUGCAUGACAACACGAAAAGCCAACCCCCAUUUUUUGCCAGCAAUAUGUAAUGCUGUCACCAUGAUCAAUUUCACUGUAACAUUCCAAGGUUUGCAAGAUCAGCUUUUGUCUGCUGUCGUAAUUAAGGAAAAACCUGAACUGGAACAAAAACGUUGUGAAUUACUAGAAAGUAUAUCCACGGAUCUAGUGACACUUCGUGAACUUGAACAAAAAUCACUUAGACUUCUGCAAAAAACAGAUGGGCACCUUUUAGAUGAUCAAGACCUCAUUGACAAUUUACAAAGAACGAAAAUUACCUCAACAGAGAUUUUUGAACGUGUUGAAGCAUCAGCAGCAACAGAAGCCACAAUAGAAACACUGCGUAAAGGCUAUCUUCCUAUUGCAAGUCGUGGUGCGGUGCUCUACUUUGUAGUACUGGACCUUUUGCAUAUCAACUAUAUGUAUCAGUUUUCACUGGAGUGGUUUUGUAAGAUCUUUUCAGAUUCCAUAGAUGAUGUAGUCAAACAAAAAAGUGAGGUUUCUCUGAGUUCUUCAGCAAGUUCUAGAAGUCUAAUCCUAAGAAGGCAGAGCAGACUUUUCACCAAAGACUAUGAAGAAAGUGAGACUGACUGUUUAAAAAGACAUGUUAAUGAUAUAACUGAGAAGUUAACAAGUAAUGUUUAUAAGGUCAUGUCAUCAGCUCUGUUCAGUGAAAAUCAGUUGUGCUUUGCUUUUCUACUGUGCACAGCAAUCAUGAAAAAUAAUAGUGAGGAAAAUCAGUUUGAUAACAAUCUUGGAUUUAUACAAGAAAAUGAGUGGAACUUUUUCCUGCACUCUAGCAUGAUGGCAAAUAUUAUGGACACACAAGACACAGGGAAUAUUGGUUCAUACACAUUUACGACAUCUCCUCCACCCCAUUGGAUUACUGAAAUGACAUGGAAAGAAUGUCAGUACAUGAGUACUCACAUGCCAGCAUUCAGCCUAUUAUGUGAUUCCCUCUCAUCAAAUUCUCAGCAAUGGAGAUCUUUUCUGAACAGUCAGAACUUAUAUUACUUGAUUAGUACAUCUUAUAGAUCAGUGCCAUUACAGCAAGAAGUUUCAGACUCCCAGCUGAAAAUACUAAGAGAAGAUCAAGAUAAUGCACCUUUAAUUUUUCCUUGGGAUAAGCUUUCUUCAUUUGAAAGACUUAUCUUGAUAAAAGUCCUUCGAUUAGAAAGCUUAAACUGUGCAGUACGAGCAUUUAUAACUGAGAAAUUGGGAUCCAAAUAUCUUUGGACUGGAGGAAUUGAUUUCAAAACAAUAUAUGAAGAAUCAGAUCCUACAACUCCUCUAAUUCUGAUUCAUGCUCAUGGAGUAGACAUUGCAGCUGUCCUACUGCGCCUUGCCCAGGAAAUAAAAGGAAGCACACAACAUGUGAAAAUGAUAUCUCUGGGACGUGGUCAAGGAAGCAAAGCUGAAGAAUUGAUAUACAAAUCACAGAUACUGGAGGGGCAGUGGACAUUCCUUCAGAAUUGUCAUCUUGCCGCUUCAUUUAUGCCUAGACUCUGCACAAUUGUUGAUUCGUUGAGACAAGCAUAUAGAAAUACAGACCCUAAUUUUAGACUGUGGUUAAGUUCAAUACCAGAUACUUCCUUUCCUACAUACAUCUUGAGAAAUGGCUUGAAGAUGGUUAUAGAGCCUCCCCAAGGACUGAAGGGAACAUUGCUUCAGACAUUUGGAUUGGGUGGUACUGAAUUGGUAACAGAAGCCAUAUUCAAUAAGACUUCCUGUGGGCCAUCAUGGAAAACAUUACUCUUUAGUCUAUGUUUCUUCAAUGCUGUAGUUCAUGAGAGAAAGAAGUAUGGAGCUUUGGGCUGGAAUAUUCCAUAUGAAUUUAGUUCUUCAGAUCUGGAGAUUUCCAUCCACAUACUGGAGCUACUUCUACAAAACCAAAAAGAGAUUCCUUGGGCAGCACUGAAUUAUCUGACUGGAGAAGUGGCAUAUGGGGGUCGUGUAACUGAUCAAUGGGACCGUCGGUGCUUGCUUAGCAUUUUGGACAAUUUUUACAACCCAUCUGUAUUGCAAGAAGAUUUUGCUUAUUCUGCGGACUGGGUGUAUCGACCUAUAUCUGAAAAAGAUACUUUAAAAGACUGCCGAGCCUAUCUACGAUCUCUACCAGAGGCUGAUUCUCCAGAACUCUUUGGAAUGCAUUAUUGUGCUGAAAAAGCAUACUUAAAAUCUCAAGCACAGUUGUUUGUUGAGUCAAUUGUUACUACUCAGCCGGCAAUCAGCACAGACACCAUUAUUAGUGGUGGAAGAAGCCAGGAUGAAAUCAUACUGGAAAUAGCAUCAGACAUUUUAAUUAAAUUACCACUAAUUGUAGAAGAUGUUGGACAGGCACCUGAAAGUGAAGGUGAAACCAAAGAGAAAAUUACAUUCAGAAGCUUCAAGUUGGGUCCAGUUUGGGCUGCAUUUGUGAAAGCUGCAGAAGGUCCUGAUUCUUUUACCAGCUCAACUUUUCUAACUGUCUUGCAACAGGAGAUAGACCAAUAUAAUAAUUUGCUAUCCAUAAUUAUUCAAUCCUUACAUACACUUCAGCAAGGUAUAAGAGGUGAUAUAAUUUUCACCGCGGGACUCGAGGAGCUUUAUAAUUCAAUAUUAAAAGCCAAAGUGCCUGAACAGUGGCAGCAACAUUCCUACGAAUCACACAAACCUCUGGGAUCCUGGAUUGAUGACCUUAUUGUACGAGUGAAUUUCUUUGCCAUGUGGGCUAAUCGUGUUAUCACCUUUAUGAAGUCAAGGUACAAUCAUUUACUGAUACUUCAGAGACAAACAAGAACAGUGCUUCAGACUGGUGAAGAAACUGACUCUGUCAAUGACAACUAUAAGGGACAUCCCAGCUGCUUUUGGCUUCCAGGUUUCUUUUUCCCACAUGGGUUUCUUACUGCUGCCCUUCAGAAUUAUGCUCGACAGAAUGAAAUACCUGUUGAUUCUCUUACUUUUGUCCACAAAGUUCUGCCGCUCAGUCAGGAUGAGGAACAAAAUCUCAGAAGCUUAAAGAGAAAAGAAACCAUUUUAAACAAAGCUUUUAAGGAACCUUCUAUGUGCGAAACUGGAAUUAGAAUUUUUGGCUUAUACAUAGAUGGUGCAUGUUGGAGCCCCAUUACGGAGUCAUUGGAGGAGCUUGAACUUCAUGAGAGAUUUCAUGCACUACCAGACAUCCUUUUUUUACCACAAAAGGUACUUAAGACUCUCAUUUUAACCUCAGAGCAUGAAGCAGUCUUGCUAAUUUAUGAAUGUCCAUUAUACAGAACACCCCAAAGAUCCGGAAUGCUAUCUUCUACUGGUGUGUCAACUAAUUUUAUAACUGCAGUCAAUUUACCAACUCUUAUUGCACCGAGUCAUUGGAUAACAAGAGGAGUUGCAAUGUUGUGCCAACUAGAUGACUGAGAACCACCACUCUUCAGGAUCAUAAAUCCCCUCUGAAAUACUUUGUUUUAACUUAUGUUAUGCGCAACCCAGGUUUUAAGUUUGAUGUUCAAGAAUAAAUAUGAUCUUCUGUGAGUA